Messenger RNA from Haemonchus placei, 1095 nucleotides. The record is from the annotation of a GenBank genome assembly. NCBI's taxonomy places the organism in Eukaryota, Metazoa, Nematoda, Chromadorea, Rhabditida, Trichostrongylidae.
AUGUCCCCUACAAAUUUCGUCAUACUUGGCAAUUCAGGCCGUCAUAUCUUGAAGCAUUCAACACCUUCCUGUAUGAUAUACCUUCGAGCUGGACAUGUACCACAUCUUACGUGGGAAGUUGUUACGAAUUGGUUGAAAUUCAAUCAAAACCCGAUUUAUCAGCUCACAUUACCAUCAUUACUCGAAUCCUUGAAAGUGGUUCAGAAAUUCGGUAAAGGAGCACCAGCGCUCUGUGGAAUGCCGAAAAACUCCGCCGUUCACCUCCAAAUCAGUGACCCUUUGGGAGAAACGAGGUCCGGAUUUAACGAUACGAAAUCAAUAGCCAUUUUUACGAAGGGAGGAAAGAAAAUGUUGGAUCCACGACUAUACCGUGAAAUUGUGCGAAAUUUCAUGUGCGAUUCGUUCGACACCAUGCUCGAUUAUGACGCACCACGUGGUUCACUCAACAAACGCCUGUCGAAAGGAAUAGAUCGAACGAAGAUGUUUUAUGAACAAGUUGUUGAUCACGACGAAGGUCCCGAGGGAGCGGUGGUUAUCUCGCUGGGUGGUGGAUUCAGUGACUACUACCGAAGAAAAUAUGCCGUAGAUGUUGGUCUCAACAAAAAAUGUGAUGGCUUUUCGGUCGAUUUGCGAGAGUUCACCGACGGUAAUGAAGUGAACAAGGAUGAAUUGAAAACUUUAGUUGAAGAGACGUUCGGCCCUCUCCCGCCUGCACGGUUUCGGUUCGUGGCUGGACCUUUUGACCCAGCAAUGGUGUUAUACCUUGUUCGACUCGGCUUUGAUUUGUUCGAUUCUUCGUAUGCUAUUAAGAUUUCCGAAGAGGCAAAAUGUCUUCGCUUAGCCGAUGAUUAUCCGUAUUCAUCUCACUUUGAACUGUUGGACUUCAACGACGAUAAAUAUGCUGAUGAUUAUGGUAAGCCUUUCGAUUCAUGCGAAUGCUAUACAUGCAAGAACUACACUAGAAUGUAUCUUCGACACUUGACUAAUACAAAGGAGUUGCUGGGCCCCAUCCUGCUCGUUAUACACAACUUAACCGAAUAUCAACGUAUGUUCCUACUGAUACGAAACGCCAUAGGUGAAGCUGAUCCAUUAUGA